AUGGGGCACGCCCGCACGGGGAAGCUAAUUGAGCCACGGGGAGACAACGCGGCGCUGCUAGCCAUCAAGGCUGCGCUCGGCAACCCCUACCACUUCGCAUCCUGGACGCCCGACUACACGUGCUGCGAUUGGUACGACGUCGACUAUGAUGACUCCAUCGGUCGCGUCGUCGGCCUCUCCGUGUUCCAGGACGGUAACAUCAUGGGCACCAUCCCUGACGUCAUCGCCGGCCUCGUCCACCUCCAAAGCCUCACGUGGCACCACCUUCCUGGCAUAUCUGGCCCCAUCCCUCCGGCCAUCGCCAAGCUCUCCAACCUCUCCUCCCUCACCAUCUCCUGGAACGCCAUCUCCGGGCCCGUGUCAUCCUUCCUCGGCGUGCUCACCAAGCUCACCUUCCUUGACCUCUCCUUCAACUCCCUAACAGGCACCAUCCCAACCUCACUCGCCGCCAUCCCCAACCUCUCCAUCAUCAACCUCAGCCACACCCGCCUCACCGGCUCCAUCCCUCCGCGGCUCCUCAGCAAGUCCGCUGACCAGAUCUACCUCUGGUUGUCGCACAACAACCUGUCCGGCACCCUCCCCGCCGAGUUCGCCGCCGCCAAUUUCUCGCACCUCAACCUGUCACGCAACCGCUUCACCGGCAACGCGCCAGGCCUCUUCGGCCGGGGAAAGGAGCUCCAGUACAAGGAGACAAAGAUCUCACCAUGA
This is a messenger RNA of Setaria italica (foxtail millet), 708 nucleotides long. RefSeq names its product polygalacturonase inhibitor-like. The record is from RefSeq and is a predicted model, not a curated record. Bases 1 to 708 code for a protein of 235 amino acids. The transcript has 2 exons. NCBI's taxonomy places the organism in Eukaryota, Viridiplantae, Streptophyta, Magnoliopsida, Poales, Poaceae. Gene Ontology annotation, molecular function: protein binding.